Messenger RNA from Lachancea lanzarotensis, 543 nucleotides. RefSeq names its product LALA0S08e02124g1_1 (gene DDP1). Lineage: Eukaryota; Fungi; Ascomycota; Saccharomycetes; Saccharomycetales; Saccharomycetaceae. Gene Ontology annotation, biological process: diphosphoinositol polyphosphate metabolic process; adenosine 5'-(hexahydrogen pentaphosphate) catabolic process; diadenosine pentaphosphate catabolic process. The transcript has a single exon. The coding region runs from base 1 to 543 and encodes 180 amino acids. Gene Ontology annotation, molecular function: endopolyphosphatase activity; diphosphoinositol-polyphosphate diphosphatase activity; bis(5'-adenosyl)-pentaphosphatase activity. Gene Ontology annotation, cellular component: nucleus; cytoplasm. The record is from RefSeq and is a predicted model, not a curated record.
AUGCCUGAAUUCGACAAGAGCGAUGUAGCUCGGAUUGGGCGUAAAAAUCAAGUAUACUCUUCAAUCACUGGCGCAAGAAUUGUUGCAGGAUGUAUAUGUCUUGAUGAGUCCAAGACAAGUGUUUUAAUGAUCCAAUCAUCUGCCCACAAGAAAAAGUGGGUUCUUCCGAAAGGCGGAGUUGAGACCGAUGAACCCGACUUCAAAACCACUGCAAUGCGGGAAACAUGGGAAGAAGCGGGCGUUUUAGGCCGAGUGGUUCAAGAAUUGGGCAUAAUUGAAGAUAUGAGACCUCCUAAGGACUGGAACUUUGAUAUCAAGGCUUUUGUCGAGGCUCCGGACGACGCAGAAGUGAACAAACAUCCUCCAAGGUCCGAAUUCCAUUUUUUCGAAAUGGCUGUUGAGACUCUCGCAGCUGAAUAUCCAGAAGCUCAUAAACGCAACAGGAAAUGGUUCACAUAUCAAGAUGCCAUUGAACAGCUGCAAAUUGCGAAACGGCCAGAACUAAUUGAAGCUCUUAAUCGCUCUAGUAUAAGAAAGAAUUGA